Molecule: messenger RNA, 1467 nt
Organism: Dentiscutata erythropus
Lineage: Eukaryota; Fungi; Glomeromycota; Glomeromycetes; Diversisporales; Gigasporaceae
Source: the annotation of a GenBank genome assembly
AUAAAUACGAUGGAAUAGUCAAAUUGUUUUCGGAAAAUGAGGAUAACAAAAAGACCGAUAAGGGUAGCCGAAAUAUGGAUAAAAAUACCAAUGAAGAUAAUUAUCAAAAUAUAGAUAAAUACUUUCUUGUUAUUUUAAAUGGCUAUGGGAUUCAUAAACAUCACUUUAAACACCUAAAUAAACCUACUGGUAAAAUUCAAAGUUUUUAUUAUCCAAAGCGAAUACGUAAAACCUUAAAAUAUAACGAAUUUUCGGCAAAACUUAAUCUGAAAUAUAUUCUAAGAUGUUUAAAUAAACAUUAUUUUUUGGUAGAUACUACAAAUGAAGGAGCACAAUAUAUGGAGCUAUAUAAUUUAAAAACGAACCAGUUAGUAAAUACCUUUAAGAGGCGAAAUUUAAACAGCUUAAAAAAUGACAUACUAGAUAUUUCUGAUAAUUUUGCAAUAUCAAACAACAACAAAUUGUUAGCGUAUAAAUCUGGAAAGCAGGUCAAAUUAUACUUGACUGAAUGUGGACUUGAGAUUGCUUCUAUAAAUGUUGAAACUGACAAAUCUUUUUAUGACUAUUUCAUGCAUUUCUUUAACAAUGAUGAAAGAUUAUUAAUAUAUCAGUCAAAAAAUAAUGGACUAUUUGGGAUAUUUUCAGUUCAGUCCAAAAGUCAAUUAAACUCGAAAAUCAACUUGCGCUUGAUCUUAAAAUUUCAGAUUAUACGUAUUCAGAACGAAAAAAGUGACGAACAAGAUUUGAAGACACUAUCGUUAGAAAAAAACUCUGCAGAUAUUGACAAUAAUAAGUUUUUUAUUUUUAAUCUUGAUAAUCAAAAGUUAGAUUUAGAUAGAAAUUAUUAUAUAAUUGAGCCUUGGGCACGGCGGCUUGAGAAAGAAGGUCCACGGUAUUCAGUUUAUCUUGACAAUGAAAAGGAAGUUCUACUUUUGAUCGGAAGUGAUACAAUUCAGGUUUGGCAUGAUCGAGCUAAAGAUAAAAAUGAUCAAGCUAAAAAAAGAACACUUGAAUUCAUUAAAGCUUGUCGCACACUUAAAUUUUUGAAUGAUAAUGUUGAUAAUUAUUUUUCGUUAUCCGAUGAAAAUCGCUAUUCAAAAUUUCAAAAGAUAAUUAAACAAACACGAAAUAUUAUUGUAAGAUUUAUUCAAUUAUAUCCGGUUACUUGGCGUUUAUUAGAUAUUCGCUAUGAUUUAUUGAGUAUUCUCAAUAAAGCGGAAGAAUAUCAACUUAUAAAAUAUGUAUUAUUCGAAGAAAAAACAGAUAUCGUUUAUUCUAAAAAACGCAUUCUUAAAACUCUUGAUUAUUUAGUAUCUAAAUUAGAAAAUAUUGGAAAAAAUGAAGAUUCGCAUGAUAUAAAGCCAGAUCAGGAUAUUUUAUUACAUGAGAAAUCACUUCGUAUGCCCCAAAAAUCUUCAUGGGAAGAUAAAGAAAAAGCAAAAAAUUCUCUUAAUAAGGCCCUUUCAG